Molecule: messenger RNA, 3452 nt
Organism: Hippocampus zosterae (dwarf seahorse)
Lineage: Eukaryota; Metazoa; Chordata; Actinopteri; Syngnathiformes; Syngnathidae
Gene: slc46a1
Product: solute carrier family 46 member 1
Exons: 6
Coding region: 222-1694 (490 amino acids)
Biological process (GO): transmembrane transport
Cellular component (GO): plasma membrane
Molecular function (GO): transmembrane transporter activity
Source: RefSeq, a predicted model, not a curated record
ACACUUGAAGCUCAAAUCAGUUUUCAAUCACGUUUCCUUUCCUCAUCUCUGUUGAGUUGGGAAAAAAAACCCCGGCUCUUUGUUUUUUAAGAUUAUCUGGUAAAAACACAACGCGACAGCAAAAACGCUUUCCAUGAUGACUUGUCGGUGGCGCGUGGGUAAGGGGGGGUUAUAACAAGUAAGUGAAGGUCGUUGUCCAUUUAUUUUUGAUAGACUUCGACAUGUACGAGCCGGACACGACUGCGAUCCUUCCCGGCGACGAGGAAGUGAAAGCCUACGGCUCAAACUUCUCGCUCGGACAUGAGGAGGACACCGAGCCACCGCCGCCAACGUCUCGGCCCACGGGACCGCCGUUUGCGUGCCCGCUUGCGGUGUCCGUGGAGCCCGUCAUGUUCCUGUCCGUGUUUGCGGUGGUUCUCCAAGCACCGCUAAUCACGCAGUAUCUGUGGGACCGAAUUAGUGAGGACCUCGGCUACAAUGCUUCCAAGAGUUCGGAGUGCGGCAACAGCUCCGCGGGGCCAAAUGCUCUUCAUAAGGAGGUGGAAACCCUGACAGCACACUGGAACCUCUACAUCACCCUUGCGGGAUUUUCUGUCGGCUUGCUGGUGGUGCCCCUCCUGGGCUCGUGGAGCGACUCUGCAGGCCGCAGGCCAGUCCUCAUCAUCCCCAACCUAGGCCUGGCCAUGCAGAUUGUGGUCUACCUGGUGGUGAUGUACCUCAAGCUGCCCCUGGCCUACUUCCUUGUGGGCCGGCUGCUCAGUGGACUUUCGGGAGAUUUCAAUGCUAUACUGGCUGCCUGCUUUGCAUAUGUGGCCGACACGACUGACAGAAAAGCCCGCACUUUCAGAGUGGCCGUCUUAGAGGCUUGUAUCGGCCUCUCAGGGAUGUUUGCCAGCAUUAUUGGAGGUCACUGGAGGCGGAUGCAAGGCUACAUCAACCCCUUCUGGUUGGUCCUGGCGACAAGCCUGGCGUCGGCUCUGUAUGCUUUUCUGUUCGUCCCCGAGUCUGUCGAGAAAGACCCCAACGCCAAGCUUAUCACCAUUCGCCACCACAAAGCCGUGUGGCACAUUUUCUCCAACGGUCCUAGCGAGGGUGGCGGAAGGUUCCCGAGAUGCAAGCUGUGGCUCUACAUGCUCUGCUUCUUCCUGGUGGUGAGCGUCCACAUCGGGAGCCGUGAGCUGUACGUUCUGUACGAGCUGAGCCCGCCGCUGUGCUGGGGAUCGACGUUCAUCGGCUACGGCUCGGCAGCUUUGCACUUGUGCUACCUGUCCAGCCUGCUGGGAUUGAAAGUCAUGCUGCGCUGGUUGGAGGACUCAUGGGUGGCCGUCAUUAGUCUGGUCUCCAACAUCGCUGGGCUGCUGGUUUUCUCUGUGGCGGACAGCACUCUGCUCAUGUUCACAGGUUAUGGUUUGUUGUUCUUCUUUGUGGCUGUUACACCUGUGCUCAGGUCCAAGCUGUCCAUGCUGGUGAGCCAGUCCGAACAAGGUGCCCUCUUUUCCUCUGUGGCCUGCGUGGAGAGCUUGUGUUACCUCGUGGGCAGUGGCGUUUUCAACUCCGUCUAUCCCGCCACAUUGCACUUCAUGAAGGGCUUCACCUUCCUCUUUGCUGCUAUCGUCCUCCUCAUCCCUGCCGGAAUAAUUGGGAGCUUGCGUUGUUUAGAGAUGAACGAACGCGGCGUCUCCACAACUUCGUGACCCGUAGUUGGACCAUGAAUUAAAGAUGGGAUGUUAACCCUGUGGGUGUUUUUUGGGUGAGCAUCUGAAAUAGAGACACUGGAUCACUGUGUGGCAAAGGGAGGUACACAAAGCAUUCGUCCUACCAACACAUUUUACUUGAAAGAGCCAGUGACAGCAGAUUAGUGAUUAAGUUCACUAAAAUGUAUCCUGCCAAUGCAAAAAGCCAAUGAAGGGAAAACUUGAUAAGCUUUCUAUGCUUUUAUUUUGGGGCAUUAUGAAUCAUCAAAGUGCCCGCAAGUGUUUCUUAAUUCAAUGUCAAUUUCAUAUUUUGAAAUGGAUGUCCAUUGCAAACAAAUAUUUAAAAUUGAUUUCAAUCCAUCCAUUCAUGAACAAAAAAAAAAACAUUGUCCAAAACGAACUAGUGCAAUAGCUAAAACAAAUGUUGAUUUAAAUUCCGUCCAAUUUUUAAAUCUAUAUCAUUGUCCAAAGCAAACAAAAACCUACACUGCCCUCUGUCAUAAUUGUAACUCUUAAUUAAGAUGUGUUUUUUCUUAAAACUUUACGUUUUUUCUCAUGAAAAUUAUAGGACCUGGAAAAAAAGGCAAUUUUUGGCAUGUGAGGUUUUUGGUUCAAUGCCAGCAAUGUGUCAGAUUUGUCCGUUGUUUUGAAUGUGAUCAUGUAUAUUGUGGUAUGUCCCAAAUGCCUCAAAAAGGCUUUGUUUUGAUACAGCAGCAUCUUCAACUAAUGUCUAAUUUCAUUUUGUUGCAAUGUACUUGACUACAUCCUUGUCAUUUCCUGCCACAUACACAUGUAGGCCAAAUUGUGGUUUCUCUUCCAUUCCAGAAAGAAUAAUCCGUAAUGGUCAGUUAAAUAAUUGAACUGACGAAUUGUAUACAGUACCUAAUUUGCUAAAAGUGACAACCUGGAAAUCAGGCUUUGCUUUGGGCUUGUGCUUCAGCGACAUUCGUUCAAAAAUAAAGUAAUGCACUUUUAUCUUUUUUUUCAGUGCUCAUGUAUUACUUUUCUCAGAUUCAAUGAUUGAAACACAGUGAGCUCUUGUGUUUUGUUUUUCUUUCUUCAACAGAAGGUGACAAACAAUUUAGCCUGAGUGUGUAUGUGACAUAAACUAUUGACAGCAGAAAAAAAGGGAACGGUGUAAAGCAGUUGGGGAUUACCGAGUUAAGAACUUCAAGCAGAGCAGCUUCUCUUACAACUGGAUAGUCCCCGAGGACAUGAAUGGAGCUUGGGGGCUUCUGAGAUUCACUGUAAACUUGACAAAUCAGCUUUAAAAUGCACAAAGGGAAGAUCAAAGGUUAAGCAGAAUAUCGGCUUGUUUGGAUGGGGUCCUGUUCAUCACCUCGAUGGACAGAAUUUCUAGGCGCAGUUGAGGUGGUUUGGUGGUCUCCGUAUAAUGGUAUGGUUUGCUUCUUCAAGCCGUUAUCUUCAACUCUCACCGGAGCGGGUCGCAGCCGAGUGUGAAGCGGGUUGGGAUGGAAAUCAGGGCCUCCAAAUCUGAGGUCAUGGUCCUCAGUUGAAAAAGGGUGGAGUGUCAGGGAUGAGAUCCUACCCCUCAAGUUUACAAUUUGAAUUUUUCUAUUAGAAAUGUCUAUCUUAUUGUAAAGAAUCCAAAACACUGUCGUCAUUUUUGAUUUGCAACACUGUCCUGGCUGUGCAUUCAAAAGCAUGCAUUGUCCAUAUUGUGUUUUUCUUAAGACUGAGUUUUGCAGAAUCACAAUAAAAGCAUGCGGCCUGCAUUGACAGUACAUUAUAAAUGUA